Molecule: messenger RNA, 2587 nt
Organism: Pundamilia nyererei
Lineage: Eukaryota; Metazoa; Chordata; Actinopteri; Cichliformes; Cichlidae
Product: 1-phosphatidylinositol 4,5-bisphosphate phosphodiesterase delta-1-like
Exons: 12
Coding region: 59-2026 (655 amino acids)
Biological process (GO): lipid metabolic process; intracellular signal transduction
Cellular component (GO): plasma membrane
Molecular function (GO): phosphatidylinositol-4,5-bisphosphate phospholipase C activity; calcium ion binding
Source: RefSeq, a predicted model, not a curated record
UUCUCCUCCACACAGUGCCUUGUGAACACAGACAGUGUCGGCAGCUCCGGGUGGCACCAUGUCGUGCAUACGAAAAGAACCCGAGAAAAGCAGGUCUGAGGAGUUACUCCAGUAUGCCAGGGGCCAGAAGGUGAUACAAAUGAACGUAAAGCUCCUAGGUUUGGAGGGUGAUCCCGACCUCCAGUUUCUCCUGAAGGGGGGAGACCUCCUGAAGGUCCUCUCCCCAAGCUGGAAGAAGACUCGUUACUUCAGGCUCCAGGAGGACUGCAAGACAAUGUGGCGCGAAUCCAAGAAGACCUUCAAGAAAAAUGAUACCUUUUCGCUUGAUGACAUCUCGGCGGUGCAAAUGGGCCGUCAGUCGGAGGGCUUGAAGAAGAACACGGAGGAGCAGGUGGAGGACCGCUGCUUCUCCAUCAUUUUCAAGAGCCGCCGCAAGAACCUGGACCUCGUCUCCAGCUCGGAGGAGGAGGGAAAGCAGUGGGUUAAAAGCCUGCAGAAAGUGGUCUCCAACCUAAACAACCUGAGUCGAAAGCAGAAGACAGAGCACUGGAUCUUCAGCUGCUUGAGGAAAGCAGACAAGAACAAAGAUGAUAACCUGAGUCCGUCAGAGGUCAAGAGUUUCAUGCAUCUGAUCAACAUCGAAGUGGAUGAUGAAUACGUGGAAAUGCUUUUCAAGAAAUGUGACAGGUCCAAGUCUGGAACCCUGGCAGGAGAGGAGAUCAAACACUUUUAUGAUCUGUUGACCCAACGGGACGAAAUUGAUGUUAUCUAUGGGGAGUACGCCAAAACCACUGGCUUUAUGAGCGCUCAGAACCUGGUGGAUUUCCUGCUGAAAGAACAGAGGGAGAAAGCAACGCUGGCUGAUGCGCACAGAAUCAUCGAGACGUAUGAGCCAGAUGAAAACGCCAAGGAGAAGAAGCUGCUGUCCAAAGAUGGCUUCCUCAUGUACCUGAAUCACCCAGAUGCCAUGAUUCUGAAUCCAGACCACAAGGAUGUGUACCAGGAUAUGAGCCAGCCCCUCAACCACUACUUCAUCUCCUCCUCUCACAACACCUACCUCAUGGAGGAUCAGCUCAAAGGCCCCAGCAGCACAGAGGCGUACAUUAGGGCUCUGCAGAAAGGCUGCCGCUGUGUGGAGCUGGACUGCUGGGACGGAUCGGAUAAUGAGCCCGUGAUCUACCACGGCUACACUCUCACCUCAAAGAUCCUCUUUAAAGAUGUGAUCAAAGCCAUCAGUGAGCAUGCCUUCAAGACAUCCCAAUAUCCAGUGAUUCUCUCCUUGGAGAACCACUGCAGCGUGGAACAGCAGGAAGUCAUGGCCCGCCACAUGAGCUCCAUCCUUGGCAGUGCACUCAUCACCUCUCCUCUGGGUGAUGGCAUGCCCACAAAUUUCCCAUCUCCUGAGGUUAGCAUCCGUUUCACUAGUUUUAUCAGGAUUGUCAAGGCUGAACCGAUCAUAGGAGAUAAAUGGUUGGCCUUAAACUUCCAGACUCCCUGUACAGACAUGGAUAUGAACCAGGGCAGAUUCCUGGUUAAUGGCAAAAGCGGCUACAUCCUGAAACCAGCCUUCAUGAGGGACGUAGCCACAGAGUUUGACCCCAUCACCCUGACCCGAGGAGACUGGCUGAAGCACAAGACCCUGCAUGUCAUGGUCAUAUCAGCUCAGCAGCUUCCCAAAGUGAACCAGAAGAAGUCCUCCAUAGUAGACCCGCUGGUUAAAGUGGAAAUCUAUGGAGUGCCAGCUGAUGUCGCAGAGAAAGAGACCAAACCUUUUGAUAACAACGGCUUUAACCCUUCCUGGAAUGAGAACUUCCAGUUUGACGUGUAUGUGCCGGAACUAGCAUUGGUCCGCUUCAGCAUCGAAGACUAUGACUCCAGUACUGAUAAUGACUUUGUCGGGCAGUACACGCUUCCCUUCAACAGCUUGAAAAUGGGAUACAGACACGUGCCGCUGUUCAAUAAGAACGGAGACCUACUCCCCUCAGCCGGACUUUUUGUACACAUUAUGGUCCUGGAUGCCGAAUAAGAAGUCUCCAACUCUAGGACCUCCUUUCUACAGCCAUGUUUUAAAUUUUUAUCUUUCAUUUUGGCUUCACAGUUUUAGCUCAUGAUUAACUUAUUGCUUUAAUUCUAAUCAAAGUCGAAUUGCGACUUUUCUCUCUUCAGCCUAGAGAUUCUGAUUUGCAGCUGAAUGUUGGUUGUAUUGGGAGGUGGGUACACAUGCACACGCUCUAGGGCUCCCUAGACUUUAUAACACUCCAUGUAUAUAUGACACUUCACUUUUACAAAUUGGGUUAAUUCGUACAAGCAGCACUCACUACAUACCAACUUCAGUUUGCAUUAGGAUGGAACUUUUUAAACUGCUUGUCCCUUAUUUUUAAGUCUGUUCAAUGUCUUUUUUUUUUCCUUUUUUUUUAAAACCUUUUCAUCUAAAUGACAAUUUUGACUUUUAGAGACACACAGGCCAAUGUGAAAGCUAUAGUCUGUUUUCAUCAGUAAUUUUAGUCAUCCAUUAUGAUCAUUUCUCAUGUAACAUCUUGACUUUGCCUCUUUUUGUAAAUCAAUAUGAACACAUAAAAAUGUUAAA